Molecule: messenger RNA, 313 nt
Organism: Carlito syrichta (Philippine tarsier)
Lineage: Eukaryota; Metazoa; Chordata; Mammalia; Primates; Tarsiidae
Gene: PTGDS
Product: prostaglandin D2 synthase
Exons: 2
Molecular function (GO): small molecule binding
Source: RefSeq, a predicted model, not a curated record
CGGUGGCCGAGGCUCGGGCACUGAGUCCCCCAGCCAGGCCUCCCUUGGGUUCCCAGACUGGGGCAGCAGCUACCGCGUCUCGGUGGUGGAGACCGACUACGAGGAUUACGCCCUGCUCUACAGCCAGGGCAGCAAGAGCCCUGACCAGGACUUCCGCAUGGCCACGCUCUACAGCCGGACGCAGACCCCGAGGGCUGAGCUGAAGGAGAAGUUCACCGAGUUCUGCAAGGCCCAGGGCUUCACCGAGGACACCAUUGUCUUUUUGCCCCAGACCGGUGAGGGAGGCCCCGCCCACCCGGGGGGCGGGGACUAG